This is a messenger RNA of Humulus lupulus (European hop), 780 nucleotides long. RefSeq lists its product as uncharacterized. The record is from RefSeq and is a predicted model, not a curated record. Lineage: Eukaryota; Viridiplantae; Streptophyta; Magnoliopsida; Rosales; Cannabaceae. The transcript has a single exon. Bases 1 to 780 code for a protein of 259 amino acids.
AUGAAUGCGGGUCAUACUCUGGUCAAGUUUAGGGAUGAAACAACUAGGGAUUUGGUUUUGGAAGCAAGAGUGGUUCACUUUGAUAGGAAACCAGUCCUAUUUAGGCCUUGGUCGACUGAUUUAGAAACACUGAGGGUGGUGAAUUCAGUCCCAGUUUGGAUGAGAUUACCAAAUCUUGGCCUUCAAUAUUGGGGUUUAAAAAGUCUGAGUGCUCUUGUUAGCACAAUAGGGAAACCUAUGAUGAUGGACAGGGUAACGAAGGAAAAAUCUAUGGUAAAAUUUGCUAGGGUCCUUGUGGAGGUUGAGAUUACUGAUAGAUUACCUCACUCAAUUAGUUUUAUCAAUGAGCGAGGCCAGCUGAUGGAACAGGCUAUAGAAUUCGAAUGGCUUCCCACACGGUGUUCUUGUUGUAAGGGUUUAGGCCACACUGUGUCGAGCUGUAAGAGUGCUCAGGAGGUAGUCUGGAGACCAAAACAGCAAGUUUCAGCUUUAGGUACAGGGGAUAUUAGGGGUGUUACGGUUCUGAAUGAGUCAAAAACUGAGAGUAAGAUAGUGGUAGAUCAAAAGGAUGCUGGGAAAGAAGAUGAAGGAGAUGAGCCAGAUCAUAAGGGAGGUUCGAAGGAGUCCAUGACCACAACAUCUGAGGACACAAAUGAGGCUUGCUGUUCAACGGCUGAGAAGGAGAAAACUUUGACUAUACCUAGGAAAGUGGGGGGUCUAAGGAAAAAUAGUUCCAUAGAACAGACUUUGGAAGCUAAUAAAUUCAGUGUUCUGGUUUAG